This is a messenger RNA of Acanthaster planci (crown-of-thorns starfish), 1636 nucleotides long. RefSeq names its product DNA fragmentation factor subunit beta-like. Gene Ontology annotation, cellular component: nucleus; cytoplasm. Gene Ontology annotation, molecular function: DNA endonuclease activity. Lineage: Eukaryota; Metazoa; Echinodermata; Asteroidea; Valvatida; Acanthasteridae. The record is from RefSeq and is a predicted model, not a curated record. Gene Ontology annotation, biological process: apoptotic process; apoptotic DNA fragmentation.
CGAGGGGUACGGCGUAGGCAUCGCCUUCAUCGGAAAAUGCAAGUGGGUAAACCUCUUAAAAUCAGGGGAGUUUCGGAUGCAACAAAGAUUGGAAUUGUUGCUGACACUUUGGAAAAGGCGUUGAAGAAAGGAUGUGAAAAAUUAAAGUUACCACAGAAUGGUGCAAAGAUUUGCCUCGAAGCGGAUGGAACGCUUGUAAUGGAUGAGGAUUACUUCCAAACUUUAGCCAGCAACACAUGUCUGGUGAUUGUGGGGAGCGGUCAGUCCUGGGCGGGAGGCCUUGAUGCAGUCAAGCGUAAUAUCCAGGCAGUGCUUGACACGCUGGCUCAGAGCAAUAGUGUAAGGAAUGAAGUCACUGACCUCCUCCAGGGGGAGCCGUCAGAUAUUCAUCAGCUGCUAGUGGACGUUUGUCAGUAUGCUGCAGGGAAACAUCGAGGCCGAGAGACGAGACGAGGAUCCUGAUGGUUCGAUGGUUUGGAGGAGCGUUUCAAAACGAAGUCAGAUGUGAUGUUCGUCAAGGCACAGCAGAGAGUCCGAGGCUAUUUUUCAAAGACAAAAGAAAUGUUAAUAAACGAACGGAAAACGUACUCCAUGGCAGCGAAAAAACGACUAGACAAUGUUAUCCAAGACUUGAAGGACGACCUUAAAAACAACGAAUUCCACGGGGUGUACUUCAAGAGGAAUUCGUACCACAGGGACCGUCUGUGUGAUCGCAUGGGGUUGUUCAAGUGUCAGGGGGCAUAUAACAAGACGUCGUGCUGUCACCAUCAUAAGAUCAACCCAUACAUGAACAAGGAAAGCAUGGUUCUCUUCAGCACCUGGAACUUGGAUCAUGUAAUUGAGAAGAGCCGGUCAGUGAUACCAGGGCUGGAGGAAGCCAUCCGCAAUUGCCCUCGAGACAAGAAGGUCAACGUCCAGUACUUCUACAAUCUGCUCUUCACCAGAGAUAACCUGAAACUGGUGCACAUCGGCUGCCACGAUAAGGGUGUCCACAAAUGCAAGGUACAGAAGAGACGCUUCUACCUGAAUUGAAUGGGCCCAGUGAGAUGACUCGAGAAAUUCAAGGACUGUGGAGGUAUUUGACUUGCACACUAACUGUAGAGGGUGCUCUCUCCCAGAUGCCAGGGUUUGAGAGUGCACUGUGCUUUGGUGGGUCUGUUGAAAUUCCCCAGUGCUUUGAUGCGGGUUGCAAAAUUUCGUAAUGAUUCCUUUUCACAGCGAUGCCAUUGGGUUCUCAGUCCGGGACCAGAACAUUCUCAGUGGUUAAAAAAUACAGUAAACUCUGACUAAGUCGGCAUCUCGCGACCUGUCAUAUCGUCCAAGUCGGCCGCUUGACAGAAGUCCCUAUCGUCUGUAAUGCAUUUCCAUUGAAAAUUUCAUUUCUAAUUCGACAUUUAUAGGUCGUCAUUUCGUUUAAGUCGACAUGUUUUUCUUGGUCCCUUUUCCUCAAAACCACAAAAAUUCCUUUUUGUGAGUUGGCAUUGAAAAAAUUGUGCUUCGGUAUCAGUUUCCUUCGCCGCGGUUGCCAAGAAGUGUGAAGGGACAAGUCCCAUGCACGCGCGGCCAGCAUGAGUACAUCUAUACCAGUAACCCCGCUAGUGCUACACGCAUGUGCUCUGUCCAUUUUGGGGGUCGC